CUAUGGUUGAUUUCAAAAUGACAGAAAAAUGUCCUUUUUCCCGGGUCGUUUAAAUUAUAAACUUUUUAUCGGAAAUUUGAGAAGUGAAAAGCACUCCGAACAAUAUUGCCUACGAAUUAUAAAUGGUUUUACAUAAAUGCAGCUGCCAAAAGCUACAGCAAUCUAAAUAAUGUGCAAAGUGAAAACGUAUUUGAGCGGUCGAAUGUGAGAGGUUAUAAGUUACAAAAUGUGACCAUGUAACUGCAGGAUUGUGUAUUAUCUUGGUUUUAAACAUAAUUACAUAAAUAUUUCGUUUGGUUAUCGCAUUUUCCAUCAAAGUUUCGGUACAAGAACACGUAACGCGCGAAACUUUUAUAAGUUGAUGCAGAGGCCCCCAAAAAAUGGCAAGUAUAUUGUGCAGAAGACUUCUAUUAACAAGGACAUUAUGUGUGAAAGAAUUAUCAGUUCUGGCAGCUUGGCCAUCAACAAAUGUUAUUACCAAUCACAAAUUAUUUGAGCACAACGCCAAAAGUAGUGAUCAGAACAAGAUUGUAGUAGCAGUGCCCUUCCCAAGUAGUAUCCAUAUUAAGUAUUACUCAACACAAUCAGAUGAUAAAGGCAAAGAUGAAGUCGCUAAAGAAGAGACAAAGAAACUCUCAUUGUUCCAAAAAUUCAAGAGUAUGUACAGAGACUAUUGGUAUGUUCUAGUACCAGUUCACUUGGUGACAUCAGCUGUAUGGUUCGGAGGAUUUUACUAUGCUGCAAAAAGCGGGAUAGACAUUGUUGGAAUCCUAGAGUCCUGGAACGUCAGUGAAAAGUUGCUGGACAAAUUAAGAGACUCCAGUAUGGGCUACGUCGCCGUCGCUUUAGCUCUAUAUAAAAUAGCGACUCCACUGCGAUACACAGUUACACUUGGCGGUACUACAAUUUCAAUUACUUAUCUGAAGAAAUGGGGGUACAUUAAGCCUGUACCGAGUAAAGAAAGGCUAAAGGAGAUGUAUCAUGACAAAAAAGAAAGUUUUUCCAGGACUAUGAAAGAGACAAAGGAAGAAAUGAUGGAAAAGAAGGAUAACAUUAUGGGCAGCAUACAAGAAACGAAAGAGGAGAUCAGAAGUAAAAAGGAUUCUUUGCUUAGAAGCGUCAGGAAGACAAAACGUAGGUUGAGGAAAAAGGCGAAUGGUAUAGUGAAAAAACAUCCUGGCGCUGAAGCGUGAGAAAAAUACGGAAAUGUGUAUUGUUUCAAAAAUGGAUUCGUUCAAGAUUUUCCGACAGAUUUGGGACCCAGUCCGAACCCAUUGAAGUUGUCCUUGACCUUGCUUGUAAGAGAAGAUCUACGCCACUGGACUGUCACAAUUUUAACGACCAAAAUGUUACUACAGAAGUGUCAAAAUUCAGUCUGACCACUACAGCGAACUGUUAAGCACUAGAAUAACUCAUUUCAAUGCCUUCUGACGCAAAAAAACGUGAACAGCAACGCAAAAAAGAGGCUGCAAAGGCUCGUCAGACUGGCAAGAAAACUGAUAAGCCCAAAAACGAAGAGCCUAACAAGCAAAAUGGCUCAGGUGAUGAAGUAAAUGGACAAGAAAAUGGAAGUACCGAGCUCAGUACGGAAGAGGCACUGUGUGCCAAACUUGAGGCGGAUGCAAGGCUUAAUGCCGAGGCACGUGCCUGCACUGGGUCUCUGGCAGUCCAUCCGAAGUCCAGAGAUGUCAAAAUUGCCAAUUUUUCAAUCACCUUCCACGGAAGUGAAAUGUUGCAGGACACCACGCUCGAGCUUAACUGUGGAAGACGUUAUGGCCUCAUUGGAUUGAACGGGAGUGGAAAGUCUACUCUUUUGGCUGUCCUUGGGAAUAGGGAAGUUCCAAUUCCUGAACACAUAGACAUAUUCCAUUUAACUCGGGAGAUGCCAGCGUCCGAUAAAACGGCCUUAGAGUGUGUCAUGGAGGUGGAUGAAGAGCGUGUUCGUCUCGAAAAGCUGGCUGAAGAACUUGUAGCAUGCGAAGAUGACGAAUCUCAGGAACAACUGAUGGACAUCUACGAACGCCUCGACGACAUGUCCGCCGACACCGCUGAAGCGAGGGCGGCCAACAUUCUGCACGGUCUCGGGUUCACGCGCGAGAUGCAAAACAAGAAGACCAAGGACUUCAGCGGAGGAUGGCGCAUGCGGAUUGCCUUGGCCAGGGCGCUGUACGUCAAACCGCAUUUGUUGCUGUUGGACGAACCGACCAACCAUCUCGAUUUGGAUGCUUGUGUGUGGUUAGAGGAGGAACUUAAAAAUUAUAAGAGGAUCCUCGUUUUGAUCUCGCAUUCCCAGGAUUUCCUGAACGGUGUCUGCACGAACAUCGUUCAUAUAAACAAAAAACGCCUGAAAUACUACACCGGUAACUACGACGCUUUCAUCAAAACUAGGAUGGAGCUUUUGGAAAAUCAGAUGAAACAGUAUAAUUGGGAACAAGACCAAAUCGCCCACAUGAAGAACUACAUCGCGAGGUUUGGUCACGGUUCCGCAAAACUAGCCCGUCAAGCCCAAUCCAAGGAAAAAACGCUCGCGAAAAUGGUAGCUCAAGGACUAACCGAAAAAGUGACCAGUGAUAAACUCGUGACAUUCUACUUCCCAAGUUGCGGUACCAUACCACCUCCUGUAAUCAUGGUGCAAAAUGUCAGCUUUAGGUACAGCGAGAACACGCCGUUGAUCUACAAGAAUUUGGAGUUCGGUAUCGAUUUAGAUACUAGGUUAGCCUUGGUGGGGCCCAACGGCGCCGGAAAGAGUACCCUGUUGAAACUGCUGUAUGGAGAGUUAACUCCGACCGAAGGUAUGAUUAGGAAAAACUCUCACUUGAGGAUCGGCCGUUAUCAUCAGCAUUUACACGAACUCCUGGACUUGGACCUGUCCCCUUUGGAGUACAUGAUGAAAAAGUUCCCCGAUGUCAAGGAGAAGGAAGAAAUGAGGAAGAUCAUCGGAAGAUACGGUCUGACUGGGAGACAACAGGUAUGUCCUAUUAGACAGUUGUCCGACGGUCAAAGGUGCAGAGUGGUGUUCGCCUGGCUAGCCUGGCAGUGUCCACACUUGCUGCUCCUCGACGAACCUACGAAUCACUUGGAUAUGGAAACGAUUGACGCCUUAGCGGAUGCUAUCAACGAUUUCGAGGGAGGCAUGGUGCUAGUCAGUCACGACUUUAGGCUUAUCAGUCAGGUUGCCGAGGAGAUUUGGGUGUGCGAGAAAGGAACCGUCACCAAGUGGCAGGGCGGUAUUCUCUCGUACAAGGAACACCUGAAAUCGAAAAUAUUGAAGGACGCAGCUAAACGAGAAAAGAAGUAAUUUCGACAGCAUCACGAGCGUAGAAUUAAAAGCAAUGCAAUCGGUCCAACAGAACUACGUUUUGUAUUAACUUAUUAUUUUUUGCUUUAAUUGAGUUGAUCAUGUUUUAUUGCGUAAGCGUUAAUUUUUGGGUAUCUUUAUAGAAAUGCACGAAAUUUUUAGUAUCUUUGCCCAAUAGGGUACUGAAAAUAAAUCGGAUAUAUACACAACAUUUUUUAUUGUAUUUUUUACCAUUUCUUUUGGUGUAACGCUUAUUUUAAGUAUUAUGCUGUAGAAAUUGAUUCGAGAAUUUAUAUUACCGAAAAACUAGAGGUGUAAUUUUAGAGAUGUCAAUGAUAUACCCUAUUGACUUUUUACCAUGGUAUUGAUUGAAUCUUGUUGAUAUUUGUGAUAAAACAUAAGUAUGAAGAAACGUAUAGAAAAUAUUUUAUUCUCGUCAUCCUGAAAUGUGUAAGUGAGCUGAAAUUAUAUACACAAUAAUAAUUUUUCUCAAUCUUU
Acanthoscelides obtectus is the source of this 3796-nucleotide messenger RNA. NCBI's taxonomy places the organism in Eukaryota, Metazoa, Arthropoda, Insecta, Coleoptera, Chrysomelidae. The record is from the annotation of a GenBank genome assembly.